This is a messenger RNA of Candidozyma auris, 495 nucleotides long. RefSeq names its product Med21p (gene MED21). The coding region runs from base 1 to 495 and encodes 164 amino acids. The record is from RefSeq and is a predicted model, not a curated record. Lineage: Eukaryota; Fungi; Ascomycota; Pichiomycetes; Serinales; Metschnikowiaceae. Gene Ontology annotation, molecular function: transcription coregulator activity. The transcript has a single exon. Gene Ontology annotation, cellular component: mediator complex. Gene Ontology annotation, biological process: regulation of transcription by RNA polymerase II.
AUGUCUGAUCGAUUGACGCAGUUGCAGAUCUGCCUAGAUCAACUUGUUGCUCAAUUCAAUGCUACCAUCAAUUAUGUCAAUACACAGGGUGAACUAGCGCCUCUAGAUGAGGACAAGACCUCGGUAAUCAACAUGGCAGCAAACGCUCCUCUACCGGGAACAAAAAAAGAAAACGCUGAGCAACAGAGUCAAGGGGGAAACUCAGAGGCCAGUGGCGCAUCUUCCAGACCAAAGCCUUCUUUUGAUAGUGUAAUCAACGAGUUGUCUACUGACAUCAUCCUCAAGUCACGUCAAAUAAGUAUGAUCAUCGACUCUCUACCGGGUAUUGGUACACUUCCAGAGACUCAACUCAAGAUGAUUGGAGAUCUCAUUGAGGAGUUAGAUGAAGUGGAGAAACAGCGUGAAGCCAAAAUUAAAGAAAAGGACGAAUUACUCAAGUGGUGUGAAGACCUCAUAGUCGACGUCUCGCACGGUAUAUUUAAGACCCGAACCUAA